Messenger RNA from Perkinsus marinus ATCC 50983, 216 nucleotides. RefSeq lists its product as hypothetical. Lineage: Eukaryota; Perkinsozoa; Perkinsida; Perkinsidae. The transcript has a single exon. The record is from RefSeq and is a predicted model, not a curated record. The coding region runs from base 1 to 216 and encodes 71 amino acids.
AUGUCAGCGGUGAGGGCUGAUAUUGCUGCCUUCGUUAAGAAGCGUCGUAAAGUGGCGAUCGACUCCCAGUUCAAGCAGUCCGGCUCCUCCCUCGACGUGCCUCAGCUCAUCUCGGCCGUGGCCGCUAGCUACAAGACCACUUUACCACCCUCUGCUCUACACGGCGUCUCUAACGAGAUUGUCUCCCAAAUUCGCGACAAGGACAAUGGUCAUUGA